GAGUUUUAAUAUCGACAAAGUAAAUAGAUGUUAUUUUUUUGACAAUUAAAAAAAAUCAAAUUGAUCACGAUGGAAAAUCCUCCAAGGGUUAAUUCCGUUAGUUUUAAUUUUCGCGCUCGCACGUUUUAAAAGAAAUACUUCUCCAAUUUUGCUGCUCUUGCAUAAAAAUUCUUCCAGAAACUUCGGUUGGACUGCAGGUUCCUCGUGUUUUCACCAUUUAUUGACUAAUUCGAGUGCUAGAUCCGCUUCCCAAACAUUUAAUUUCAAACAAAAUUGAUUGGAAAAAAAGCUUUCUAGAUUGUUCUUUGGGAAAAUGCCCGGACCACGAGGAUAUGAGAAUCUUGUAGAGUGCCCGUACAAUCGGGCCCAUCAAAUCGAGAAUGGCCGUCGAUUUCAAAUUCACCUGGAUAAAUGCCGCAAGGAGUACGAGAAGCUCCACAAUAACAUCAAGAAGCCGUGUCCCUUCAAUGCCACCCACUUGAUCAAUAGUCCGGAGCUUUUGCACCACAUGGACAACUGUCCGGACAGGGUGCUUGUGGACAAGUUCAAUAAUCCAAUUAUUGAUCACAUUCAAGCUGUGCAGAAGAAGAGCACCGUGAAGAUGAUUCCUCAGGGAGGUGAUGAUGAUGAUGAUUGGGAUGAUGAGCCCCCAGCUGCUUCCUACAAUCCACAGAAGUACUGCGAAACCAACAAUAUCAUUCGUAAAUGCAAUGGGAUGCAACCCCAUGAACGGAAGGCUUUCAGGCAGCAGGAGCAUCUCCGUCUUGGCCACAUCCGGGAGACAAAGUAAGAGGAUAGCGCAGGAAUUUGCCCAUUCUUUAGCAGGCUAGAGUUUAGCAAUCUUUUCAAUUGAUUUUCUCCACAUUUUUUAUUUCAAAAAUAAUUCUUAUUAUUAAUCGAAGUUUAGAAGAAAAAUAAACAAAAUGAAUUAGAAAGCAUAGAACCAAUUAUGAUAAUAAAAUAGAAUUUUAAAAGAA
Molecule: messenger RNA, 977 nt
Organism: Lutzomyia longipalpis
Lineage: Eukaryota; Metazoa; Arthropoda; Insecta; Diptera; Psychodidae
Product: gametocyte-specific factor 1 homolog
Exons: 2
Coding region: 314-790 (158 amino acids)
Source: RefSeq, a predicted model, not a curated record